This is a messenger RNA of Elaeis guineensis (African oil palm), 1528 nucleotides long. RefSeq lists its product as uncharacterized. Lineage: Eukaryota; Viridiplantae; Streptophyta; Magnoliopsida; Arecales; Arecaceae. The record is from RefSeq and is a predicted model, not a curated record.
GCCAACAACCUCCUCACCCGCUCGCGCGGAGAAUUAAUCUGAAAUCACCUUUUCUUUUCCUUUUUUUUUUUUUCUUUUCUUUUCUUGUUACAUUGAAGCUACCUUUCCGGAAGUAUCAAAAUUAUAAUUAAAGUUAAUAAAUCUCGCGAGGCUUUUAGGGUUCCAAGUGGAGCGGCAAUUGGAUGCAGGAGAUUACGGAUUAGAGUUUUCUUCGAGGAAUGCGGGUGAGGGGAAGGAGGAAGGCAGCGAGGGAUUCCAAGGAGAAGAGGGAGACGCGAAGUCUAACCCUAAUCCUAGGCCCAUCUCUUUUGAUUCGAAGGGCUGGUGGGGUGAUGGCGGAGGCGGAGGAGAAGGGGGCACCGGUGGAGGGGAAGGAGAAUGUGGUGGAACGGGUGGCCGUGCUGGAUUUCGACAUGCUCUGCGCCACCGUGGCGCUCCAGACGCAGGGUUUCACGGUCGAGAAGAGGCGGAUGGGGAUGGCGGAGGAGGAGGAGGAGGAGGGGGGAGGAGGAGGGGGGGAGUUUGAUGGGCUGCAGCGGAUGUGGGAGGGACAUGUCCUUGAUUGCUUCGAGGACCGGCGGAUCGCGAUCGAGUCCGCAUGUUGCCCGUGCUAUAGAUUUGGGAGGAACAUGCGAAGAGCCAACCUUGGGUCUUGUUUUCUUCAGGGAACUGUCUAUUUUAUUCUUGCACUUUUUGUACUGUUCAACCUCAUUGCUUUUGGUAUUACCAAGCGGCAUAGCAUUCUGUUUAUUGGAGUUGCUUCUGUCAUCUCAUUUGGAAUAUAUCUUGGUUAUUUUCGGAUGAGGAUGAGAAAGCAGUUUAACAUAAGGGGCAGCGACAAUUAUUUAGAUGACUGUGUUAACCAUCUCAUCUGCCCCUGCUGUACGUUAUGCCAGGAGUCUAGAACGCUGGAGAUGAACAAUGUCCAGGAUGGUGUGUGGCACGGCCGGGGUGACACCAUAUGCUUGGGCACUGGUGGUGAAGGAAACAAGGCGUUGAUUGCCCUCCAGAAGCCUCCUCUGAUGCCAACCGGGUCCCCGGGGCUCUGUAGCAUGGAAAGAAAAUCUGAUGGUGGUGAGCACUCGUGGAGUACAGAUGAUAGCCAUUCGGAACCUCUGCUACCAUCAGCGCAACUGGAACAGCAUUGUUGAAAUCUAAGCUAGCUAACCAUGCAUCAUGGUCAGUUGAGCUUACUGUGCCAGCCCAGAGAAGCACACUAUUAUUUUAAAAUUAUGAUCUGUAGAUCGCCAACUGAUGAGUCGCAGGCUUUGUCCCACGAUAACCAGCCUGGACUUUGUUGUCUGGAUCUCAUGAAGAUUGUAGCCAGCAUCAAUGGUGUGAAACAACCCCCUCAUCAUAAGAAGCGCUUCAGGUCAGGACUUGGUAGCAGUAGGCUGGCGGUGGAUUUGUGCUUGGGAAGGGCACAACCAGCCCUCUGAAUGUGUAAUUGUAGGGAGCUGUAGCUUCUCGGCGUAACAGAAGUGUAAAGACUUUAUUCAGGCAAUUUUUUUUUAACAUUUUUUUCCGU